This is a messenger RNA of Guillardia theta CCMP2712, 174 nucleotides long. RefSeq lists its product as hypothetical. NCBI's taxonomy places the organism in Eukaryota, Cryptophyceae, Pyrenomonadales, Geminigeraceae. Gene Ontology annotation, molecular function: ATP binding; 5'-3' DNA helicase activity. The annotation marks the transcript as partial. The record is from RefSeq and is a predicted model, not a curated record. The transcript has a single exon.
CGAGUGGAGGUGAUGACGGUGGACUCGUGUCAAGGGAGCGAGUUCGAGCAUGUAGUCCUGUCCCUCGUCCGAUCCAACAGGAUGGGCAAGUUGGGGUUCGUGAAGGACAAGCAAAGAAUCAAUGUCGCCAUCUCUCGCGCCAAGAAGUCGCUGGUCAUAGUCGGCAACGAGAGG